CUCCGCAAGGACGCGAUAGAGGCUGAAAUCGAUGCUCAAGCCUCCAUCCUGAGGAGAAACAAUGUGACGAUGCAAACACCUCUAGUCGAUGCAGAUGGCUUUCCAAGGGCAGAUAUUGACGUCUGGGAAGUGCGCCACGCGCGUGUCCGGAUAAUUGAGCUUCGUAACGAUCUGAGGGAUGUCAUGGAUUCGAUCGCGAAGGGUCUACAAGGCGUGUACGAUCCUUCCCUCGUCGCAGAGAAGGAUCACGGGGUCUCCGAUUCACCCGAAUUACAUCCUUUUGCAAGAGUUGACGGCAUUGCUCCAGGUAGCCCUGCUGCUACUGCCGGUCUCCUCAGAGAAGACUUGAUCCUUUCCUUCGGAAAUUUAACAAAGAGCUCUUUCACAUCCAAUACGUUGCAACCACUUGCAACUUUCGUUGCCUUGCAGGAAAACAGAGAAAUCUCCGUGAAAGUACUGCGCGCGGCGGAUGAGAUUGCUACACUAACCUUCGUCCCAAGGACGGGCUGGGGUGGCCGUGGAUUGUUAGGGUGUCAUAUCGUGCCAUACUCUUCUUGAGUGAGCUGACUACUCGCCUGCACGUGUAGCUACGUCUGUACUGUCAGUAAUGAGACCGGAGGCGAUAGCACAAAUAAAGGAAUAAAAGGAUAGCCAGGGUAGCCC
This is a messenger RNA of Phanerochaete carnosa HHB-10118-sp, 663 nucleotides long. RefSeq lists its product as uncharacterized. The record is from RefSeq and is a predicted model, not a curated record. Lineage: Eukaryota; Fungi; Basidiomycota; Agaricomycetes; Polyporales; Phanerochaetaceae. The transcript is spliced from 4 exons. The coding region runs from base 70 to 558 and encodes 162 amino acids. Gene Ontology annotation, biological process: proteasome regulatory particle assembly. Gene Ontology annotation, cellular component: nucleus; cytoplasm. Gene Ontology annotation, molecular function: protein binding.